ACAUUUCAGUGGUUUUUGCCGCACCGGAGAAAUGUUACAUGCACAUAGAUGGACUGUUUGUUCCUGUUAAAACACACCGACAACUUAUGAAAGGCAAAACGCCGUCAUUCCCAGCUCUCAUCAUCCCGUUUCCCUCUUGGCAGCACUGCAUUACGAGCCAACACUCUCCUACCAAGGCUUUCUAAUGGUGUUUUCUACAUUAUCCCAGUUUGUGUCAUUUUCCAGGCGGAUGAGGAGAGAGCGAGGAGAUGCUCCUCGGGUCUUCAUUGUGAGCUUUUGGACCCGAAUGCAGGAGGGAACAUUACAAAGCUCUGCCAAAGGAACGGGAUCAAGAAAACAACCCCACCCAGGAUGUCUGUGGAAAUCCCAGCGGUUAGAUGCCAUUUUCAGAUACCGUAUCUUCACGAGCACAAAGGAGAUUUGAAAAUGCAAACUUUUGUCUCGCUGCGUCUCCAUAUGUGUUUCUGUCCAGACAGACAGGACACGUGGAUGCCGCUUUAUUCGUGAAUGCAGCCAGUGAAGGAGAAAUAAACGUGGUAGUCAAGUAUCUGGCAGAUGGAGGGAACCCGAACGUUCACGAUGAGCUGAAGAGGACGGCGCUGCACCGGGCCUGUCUGGAAGGACACGCCGCCGUGGUGCAAACGCUCUUGGAAAGAGGAGCCGAUAUCGACUUGAAAGAUCAACUGGGCUCCAGGGCCAUACACUGCGCCUGCAGAGGGGGAAGUCUGAGAAUUGUCAAAGCCCUGAAAAGUCACGGGGCUGACCUUAAUGUUAAAGAUAAGCUGAGCAGCUCUCCUCUCCAUGUGGCCACAAGAACAGGCCACACCGCCAUUGUGGGUUACCUGCUGUCCUGCGGUGCUAAAAUCAACUCCAGGGACAGGGAAGGUGACACAGCCCUGCAUGACGCGGUACGUCUCAACAGGUUCAGGGUAGUGAAGCUGCUCGCGGUUGCAGGAGCUGACACAAAAAUAAAAAACCAUGAGGGAGUGACGGCGCUGCAGCAGGUAAAGCGAUGGCAGUUCGAUGUCAUGGAGACCCUGCAGAGACUGGAGAAGAUGAGGCAGCUGGGAAAAGUGCCACCAGAAAACACCUCAACAGAGCAGUGAGCAGUGUGUCGAGAAGCCUUCUGUCACGGCCGCAGCAGCCUCUUUAAGAAGAUGUACCACAUUGGCGCAGGGCCCCGCUACCAGCCACAAAACGUACCAAUUUUAAUAAAUGAUCAAAUACAGAAAGAC
Molecule: messenger RNA, 1235 nt
Organism: Mugil cephalus (flathead mullet)
Lineage: Eukaryota; Metazoa; Chordata; Actinopteri; Mugiliformes; Mugilidae
Gene: ankrd2
Product: ankyrin repeat domain 2 (stretch responsive muscle)
Exons: 6
Coding region: 378-1106 (242 amino acids)
Biological process (GO): regulation of transcription by RNA polymerase II
Cellular component (GO): nucleus
Molecular function (GO): RNA polymerase II-specific DNA-binding transcription factor binding
Source: RefSeq, a predicted model, not a curated record